GCAUGAUUAUAUUUAUUUUGAAAGAACAAAAAAAAUAAGUGAGUCACUCUCGUAAUCUGAUGCAUGGUAAGACUUUUACAAACGAAACCACUAGAAAAUCAUAAUUCGAGCGUGCAAGACUCGGGAGUUCUGCGAACGCAGUUGAGUAAAAGGCAAGAGUCCAUCGAGCAGAAAAUUAUACGGACACGGACGCUGACACAGAGCAGCUCACUCUCGGGACCAGUUUUUCGAAGGGAGAAGAAUGGCAGCUCCGGAGAAAUCAGGGUCCUCCAGCUCUUCACCGGCGACCGCCAAAAACUACGCUUAUUUCAAGAAGCUGCACGACGCGGCCUUCAGACUUGUGGAAAAUGGCAUUGAGCUUGAACAGGAUGGACGAACGCAGGAGGCUGUUUCGUCAUACGAGAGUGGCUUGGGACUAAUUGACAAGGCCCUGGAAAUCUACAUUGAGAGUGACUCCAAUCCCCAGUGGGACACAUACUUUGAGCAGAUCGUCAAGAUGAAAAAUGCCAAAAAAGAUGUCCAGAGUCGUUUGGCCACUCUUCAACGCCCUCCAGCUGCUCUGAAUGGUGGCAACAACCUUGACCUGCAGUUGCCAGCCGACCCACCAUCUUAUGAAGAAGCAACAAGUCCAACGUCGCCCUACGCCACCGUCAGCCAUGCCCUCAACCAGAUUAGGAUGGACAAUGCCAUUCCAGAUAAUGAUGUCCUGUACAGGCAGGAUGGCGUCCGAAUGUACUUCAUAGCACCUGACGGCAAUGUCAGCUCUUUGUCGGAACCUCUUCCUCUCACCAUUGCUCAAGUUCAAGCUGAAAAUGAAAUCGCACCCACCUACUACAUGCACAUCGGCAGCUGGGUUUACCCUUUAGUGCCAGGUGUGUCUCCCAUGCUUCACUCCAAGUCCGGCGCCUUGAUCAUUCCCGACCUCCAAGCUUCGGUCCCAGGUUCCACAGUAGGGCUAAUUUUACCCGAGGACGCUGACGGCUCCGUUUUGGAGAUCCUGGACGACCUCCUCCAGGGCAUUUUGCAGCCCCAACCCACUGGGGUACCCCCACCUCCCAUUCCGGAAGCUGGCCCUGCUGCGGACAGGGUCAGUCAGCGAAUCUCACAGGGAAUCGUCACUGGAGCCCAGUAUCUCUCAUUCGGACUGGUCAAGGGAGCCGAAUAUGCCGGCAGUCUUCUCAACAAGGGCACACCUGUGCUCAUCCAGCACCUCCAGCCAGCCAAUGAACCCAAACCGGUGUCCCGUAAUGUGAAGAAGAGUCUCAAAGUGGCCAGGGAUGUCACAGGAACUGCAGUCACUGUCACAAGUUACAUUGCCGGCAAAGUUGGCGCCGCCACCAUGUCUCUUGGCCGCUUUUUAGCACCUCAUGUGCAAGCCCAGGGUACUAAACUUCUCACCAGCAUGUCUGGACUCUCAGAAAACGAAGCCAGUAGCAGAAUGGAAGGUGCACUUGAGGUAACAGCUGGCGCCGUCCAUGGGUUUACCACGGUCUAUGGAGCUUUGGAAAACGCUGCCACCAUUCUUGCCAAAAACCUUGCCGACAACACUGUUCAGGUGGUCCAGCACAAAUAUGGUCCGCAAGCGGGAGAGGUCGCUGAAGACACUUUGGCCACCGUGGGAAAUGCAGUCGUUGCUGGACAUACAGCCCAAGCUUUUACUGUCAAGGGAAUCGCCAAGAAGACGGCCAAGAAUGCAGGAAAGGCGUUGGUUGAGGAUUACCAGGUCAAGGUGGCUCAAGAGGCUAAAGAGGACGAAGACGAGGGAGAGGAAAAAGACAAGAACAAAGCAGGACCAUCCAAGAACUGAUAAUUAGCAAUUUUUUAGGAAAAGUUUGUCUAAUGCAACUAUGUAUGAAAUUAUGUGAUGUUAAUCAAGGGUGUCUACUAUGUGAUCAAGUCGAGAUAUAUAAAGUAACUUUUGCCGCACGACAUUCAUGGAACUGAAUCUAUGUCUAUGUAAUUUAUAAUAUUAUGAAAGCAGUUUUUUAGUGUUUUUUAGUUGCACUCUGUUUAACAGAAGAUCCAUUUGCAGUUGUUCCUCAGCUUCUCGUUGCAAGAAAUAAAAGAAUUUCAUUUUAAAACCAAGA
Molecule: messenger RNA, 2087 nt
Organism: Neocloeon triangulifer
Lineage: Eukaryota; Metazoa; Arthropoda; Insecta; Ephemeroptera; Baetidae
Product: protein spartin
Exons: 7
Coding region: 242-1807 (521 amino acids)
Biological process (GO): negative regulation of BMP signaling pathway; cell division
Cellular component (GO): plasma membrane
Source: RefSeq, a predicted model, not a curated record